Sinocyclocheilus grahami is the source of this 1620-nucleotide messenger RNA. Its product is annotated as polyadenylate-binding protein 1-like 2. Gene Ontology annotation, molecular function: RNA binding. The record is from RefSeq and is a predicted model, not a curated record. Lineage: Eukaryota; Metazoa; Chordata; Actinopteri; Cypriniformes; Cyprinidae. The transcript has a single exon. Bases 691 to 1560 code for a protein of 289 amino acids.
UCAUAUCGCUGCAAAAAGAAAUACUGGGAUGUCUAAUGUAGGUUAAAAGUUAAGCAACUAUUGAACACAAGUGUGAACGAAGCAUGCAUUGAUUUUUUUUAAAUCAAAUCUACGAGAAUUGUUUAGUCAAGUGCAGAAAUUGAAUUACUUUUAUUUUUUAUUUUCCUGCUGUCACUAUAUGGAUGGAAGCGGAUCCAAUGGUGGGGUUCAAUAUAUUGCCACGCAUCCGAUUCCGAUCUCCCCUCAAAUGUUUACGUUCAAUCAGGACAUAAACUGGUUGCGAAAAAAAUCUUUUUGACAGCUUACAUAUUUGGACAUAAACCGUCCAGACGCAGUAAUUACGCUGCAAAAAGGAAGUGAAUUCUUUACUCGUGCAAUUCAAAUCCACAACUUUAAAUUAGUGUGAGCUUUUAUGUGUGACAUUCGUUAAAAUUAAAAUGUAUUUUUCUAUAAAUUGUAGGACUUUGACUCAAAAUCAUCCUAAUUUUGUUUAUCUGUUUAUGACGCGCUGCAUGUCACGUGAUGUCCUAUUAUGACGUAGCUGUGACGUCAUCGGAAUUUAGAACGUUCGGAGCCUAAAAGGAGCAAAGGUGUUAGAUGAUUAACUUGAUCUGACUGAGGCAUCCAUUUGCAGAUACAUCAGUUGUGACUUGUACACAGCAUUUGUGAGCUUUAUAUAGUAAUUGCAAAAUGCCAGUAUCCUUUAAGUGGUCUUCUAGUGAGGAUAACAUGCAACAAAGAGACCUCAGCUGGCCGUUGCUUGUAAGCAAUUUGCACCCACUUGUGGACAAACUAAUGUUGCAUGUAGUAUUCGACCCAUUUGGACCCAUUUGUUCUCUGCAAGUGUUCAGAAGUAGAAAUAACUUCUGUCGUGGGUAUGCUUUGGUUACUUUUGAACAUCGCAGUGAUGCAAAAAAUGCUCUAGAGGCUCUGGAUUUUUCAGAGCUCUUGGACAAACGACCAAUGCAUGUCAUUUGGGCCGAUCACUUAUUGUUUGCCGGGCACUCUGAAAUUCCUGAUCUAUGUGAAGACAUCUCAUUCUUUGGGCAAUUCCAGACGUGCAGAAUGCACAAAAAUAACAGCUUCGACCCCAAGGACAGCAGCUCUCAUGCACCGAGGUCAUUGCUUGUAAGUAACUUGAUGACAUGUGUGAGUGAAGAAGAGUUGCUGGAAGUAUUCAUCCCAUUCGGCCCUAUCUCCACUGUGCAUGUGUGCAGAAAUGAAUUAACCAAGGUCUCUCGCGGAUUUGGUUUUGUUACCUUUAAACAACGACGUGAUGCAGAAAGUGCUCUAGAGGCUCUGAAUUUUUCAGAGCUCUUUGGCAAAAAGGUGUGUAUCUCGUGGGUCCAAGACACGACCGCUGAGGCCCUAUUGAGGAGCAGCAGCCCUCAAGACAAUUGGGAUGUUCCAGAAGCAAGCCAUCCUAAGCCUGUCAAGCAAUCACUGGGGAGAAAGCUUGUAAAUACUGCGAAAAAUGCAUUAACAGCAGUUUUGACCAGCCCUGAAGGCUGGGUUGUCAUUGGUCUUUUGGCCACAGCAUGGGCGAUGAGGAAAAAUUAAUUCCCAUUCAGCCUACAGCCCUGCUGAUGGUGGACAAAAAUCCUCCCCAAACAUAAACAU